AUGAGAUGGGAUAGGGAGAGGAGUAUACAAACCGUGAGGCUGAACCUUAGAUUUGGAUUGUCUUUUGGAGCAUUCUGGAGCAUAUGGGACGAGAGGAGCAUGGAGGACUUGGCACAUGGACGCAGCUCAACUGGAUACGCAAAGGAAGAAGGAGGAAGCCAUCUUGAAGACCAGCUCGACCAACCUCGACCUCAACUCGACCGGCCAAGCUUCAACUCGAUCGAGCUGAGAAGUCAACAGUCAAACCCGAAAAAUGUUGCUUCCCCCUUGACUUUCCUUUGA
Molecule: messenger RNA, 282 nt
Organism: Microthlaspi erraticum
Lineage: Eukaryota; Viridiplantae; Streptophyta; Magnoliopsida; Brassicales; Brassicaceae
Source: the annotation of a GenBank genome assembly